This is a messenger RNA of Chrysoperla carnea, 771 nucleotides long. RefSeq names its product transmembrane protein 170A. The transcript has 3 exons. The record is from RefSeq and is a predicted model, not a curated record. NCBI's taxonomy places the organism in Eukaryota, Metazoa, Arthropoda, Insecta, Neuroptera, Chrysopidae. The coding region runs from base 253 to 648 and encodes 131 amino acids.
AAUGACAAAUGGCGUUAAAAUACAAGUGACAAAUAAAAACACUGUCUAUAGUUUUAAGAAACUUUUAUCAAUUUAAAAAUAUAAAUUAAGUUUUAAAGUUUAAAUGAAUUUCAAAAAUAUCAUGUUAAAAUUUAAGUGUUUUUAUGGUCAUUCAAAUUUUGCAAAGUUCAUCCUCAAAAUGUAAGGUAUUUUCAACGAAAAUAGUAUGGAAAAUUUAUUGUGGGGCGUCAUUUAAGACGCUACCGCAGCAUAAUGUCAAGUGCAGAUGAGAAUUUUGCAGAUUUUCAAGAACAGGCGAAUUAUUUUUUAAAUUCACAAAGACAACCUUAUUUAAAAACAUUCUCGGAUAUGUGGUAUAAGAUUUUUCUUACUGCAUUAUUUUCAUCAAUUUUUAUUCAUACGAUAGCAGCUUUAAUCGCAUUCGCCACAUUACGUAAACACAAAUUUGGUAAAUUUUUCCCAAUAUUUAUCAUAAUCAUGGGUGUUGUACCACCAUUAACGUCUGGUGUUGUAAGCAGUGCAACAAUAGCGUUUGUAUAUCGUGCUUCAAGUUUACCAAUGUCACCAUUGUAUGCGUUACUGUGGGGACUUGGACAAACAGCUCUUGCCGCUUGUAUUGGUUUUACACGAAUUUUAGCAACAUUAUAACGUCCCUCCCAAGAACCCGUCAUUUUUUUAAUAAAGUGAUAUUAUAUUAAUGCAUGAUGCGAUCGAUGAUUGAUGAAUGACACAAGUUUUUUCUUUGUUUUUUAAUUUUUAAGUGCGUUUUUU